UCCAUAUAUAGGUAGCAACUGCGUACAGACGCCAUGUGUAGUUUAUUAAACAGCGAUGACACCUUAUCAUCGAUGCUGUUCAUUAAGCAAGAGCCUUGCAGUCCGCUCGAAAGCAGCGUCAACUUUAACAGCAGCUUUAACUCGUCGCUCAGCAGUAGCCCUGAGAGUUUGUGUUCAGACGGUGGUACAUACAGCCCCCCAACAAUGGUCCACUUCGGUUUCCCUGCGUUGUUUCCGUCCAUGCCGUCACCUGGAGACAUAUCGUCGCAUUUCAACAGUAAUUUUAACAACAACCGAGCGACUUCGUCCGGCGAAGAAGAUGUUUUCGAGGAUUUCAGCAGUUGUAUGACGUCAUCAGAGUCGUGUAGCGGCGAGGGUUUAGCCGGUUUAAUGCCACCGAGUCUGUCUGAAUACAAGAGCGGGAUUGAUUCCUGCGACGCUGAUAGCGUCCUCGCCCUCGUACCGCCCACUUCACUCGUGCUCAAAUCUCCAACCACAAGCGAAAGUACCGGGACCCCCGCACCGUUGUCUAGCAGUAGUACUCCACCCAAACGACUCUGCCUUGUAUGCGGGGAUAUAGCUUCAGGAUACCACUACGGCGUUGCUUCAUGCGAGGCUUGCAAAGCAUUUUUCAAGCGAACCAUUCAAGGGAGCAUUGAUUACACUUGUCCUGCUGCCAACGAUUGCGAAAUCACUAAACGCCGAAGAAAGUCUUGCCAAUCUUGUCGGUUUUCUAAAUGCUUGAGAGUUGGAAUGCUCAGAGAAGGUGUGCGAUUAGAUCGCGUUCGAGGUGGACGGCAGAAGUACAAACGAAAGAUAGAUGCCAACGAAAUGCCUUACCUGGUUGCGGUGCCUGCUGCCGCCGAACCUGCUCCAAAUGUACUUUCACCGAACAAGAUUUUAUCCCAUCUCCUCAUGGCUGAACCGGAUAAACUGUUUGCACCCCACGACCAUUCUGCCACAAGAUCCGAAAUUUCAAUUCUAACUGCGCUUUGCGACCUUGCCGAUCGUGAAUUGGUUGUUAUUAUAGGAUGGGCAAAACAUAUUCCGGGAUUUACAGUCUUGUCUUUGGCUGACCAAAUGGCGCUCUUGCAAUCAGCUUGGAUGGAAGUUUUAGUACUUGGAAUAGUUUUCAGGUCUCUUUCACGAGACGGGGACCUUGUUAUUGCCGAAGAUUUUAUUUUGGACGCUGAAAAUUGUGCCGAAGUCGGAAUGGUGGAGUUAUAUCACUAUCUUAAUCAAUUACAACGGCGAUUGAAGCAACUCAACUUUAAAAAGGAGGAAUUCGUUUUGAUGAAGGCAAUUGCUCUUGUCAAUUCUGACUCUCUUCAUGUGGAAAACCACCAGACCCUUCGACAGUUGCAAGACACCUUGCUGCAAACGUUGUCGGACACUGUACAGUCAACCCCGUCGAAUACGGCUACAACAUUUGCCUUCCAGAGGUGUGGUCAGUUGCUGCUGACACUUCCUCUGCUGCGGUUGGCCGCCGUUAAAGCUGUACAUUUCUUCAACACUGUCAGGCAAUCUGGAAAGGUUGUUUUGCAUAAGCUUUUCCUUGAAAUGCUGGACGCCAAACUGUAAAUGCCGCACUGAAGUAUGCAAAAAGCUAUAUGACAAUAUGCAGCGCGUGAGCCUUCGUGGACAUUACAUCUUUUUGCUGUCAACUUUUCUUACCACUGUGACGAUGCUAUCCUUUCAUUGGUCAUUGCUGGACUUGUUAAUUAGUCAAAUUACCCUCUCCUUUGCUUCUCUGGUUAGUGCCAACUGAAUUCAAAAGCCGCUAAGUUCCUAAUGUUGUUUAGUUCGUAUUUGUUUCUUUUACAUUGUUGAAUUUAUUCUUAUGUGAUGUGUACGCUACCUUUCAUUGUAUUAAUGGACCUGCAUGCGACAGAAUGCAUUCAUGUGGGUCACCAGAGCGUUUAAGGCCCAUGCGUCCUUACGCUCUGGCGUGUUUAAAAAUAAAUCAGGGCUGCAACUGUCAUUAUCAACAGUGGACUGCUUCACACAGUUUCCUGCCGCUGUUAUUAUUUGCUAGAAAUUGAAGUGCGCGUUUUAUUUAUUCUUGUACUGCCUUUAAUGAAGAGCAUACUUUGUUCACUUUAAAUAUUGAUACGUUUGCUUCAGAGACAUAUUUUUGUUUUAUGUGUUUUAUCUCACGUUAUACGAAAAAAAACAUGAAUUUUCACCGAAAA
This is a messenger RNA of Ciona intestinalis (vase tunicate), 2192 nucleotides long. The record is from RefSeq. NCBI's taxonomy places the organism in Eukaryota, Metazoa, Chordata, Ascidiacea, Phlebobranchia, Cionidae.